CACACCCACACCUGCCGCCAUUAGGUAAAGAAAAAAUGCAGAUGGUAUUUAUUGAAAGAAAACUGGGCAAUCGUCCGAACGAUCUGCGGAGAACUAAACCAAAAAAGAACGCGACCAGCGCUUUAGCAGGGAGGCGGUCGCGUCACCCUCACUGUGCAGCGUUGUGCCUUCUUCCUCGCAGCUCCAUCGCUCUACGCGCUGUAUUGUAUUUCGUGGUGUGCCCUUUGUACUUUAUUUCUUUUGUCCUUCUUUCAUCCUCCACUUUCCUUUGUCACCUCUUUUGAAUUUUCUGCCGUCCCAGCUCUUCUUUACGCUUCUCUCCACCUCAAUUUCUUGGGAGUGUAGAUCCGACCUCAGAAUGUUGUCGAGGGCUUUUCGCCGCAAGAUUCAUGCUGUAUUCGCAAUAAUCAUCCUGGCUACCAUCUAUUACCUGUUAACGGACGAUAUUCCUGAAAACGAUGUUGAGCCGUCCGAGUACCCCGAACCCGCGCCGGCUCAGAUGCCGAGACUGCAAACGAAGCCUAGGAGCCGACGCGUAAAGGCUGCGCCGAUACAAAAAGAACACGCCGAUCAAUGGCUUUUAGCACGGCCAGAGCCUCCAGAGGCUGGUAGCGAUGAUGUCGAAAUGGUGGUUGCGAGCAUGAGCUCGGAAAAUACAACAUGGCUGGACCAAUACCUGCUCGACUGGAAAAAGAACAUUUACGUGGUCGACGAUGAAACAGCCCGGUUUACCGUCCCGAUAAAUAAGGGUCGUGAGGCCAUGGUAUUUCUUACCUACAUUAUCGACCGAUACGAUACACUGCCAGGCAAUGUCUUCUUUCAUCAUGCCGAACGAUUCCAAUGGCACAACGACAAUCCUGACUACGACGCGCUCAAUCUGCUCCAACGAUUCCAAUUUAGUUAUUUGAAGAAGCAGGGAUAUGUCAACUUGAGAUGCGUCUGGGUCCUGGGCUGCCCGGCUGAAAUACAGCCAGAAUUAGAUGCUGCCAUGGGGGCGGUGGAAGAAGGGGUAACCGCAAAGCGUGUUUACAAGAAGGCCUUUGAGGAGCUUUUCCCUGAAGAGCCAUUGCCUGACAGGGUUGGUGUCGCAUGUUGUUCUCAAUUUGCUGUUCGAAGAGAGACCAUUCGACAACGGCCGCAAGCCGACUACAUUCGAUAUCGCGAGUGGCUGAUCAACUCUGAGCUGCCAGAUAACCUCAGUGGCCGAGUGUUGGAAUACGCAUGGCACAGUGAGUUUCAAGUCCCCCAUAAAGCUACUUUAUUAACCUUUGAAACAGUUAUAUUCGGCAAGAAAGCUGUCCAUUGCCCAAACGCUGCAGUCUGCUAUUGUGAAAUGUACGGCCUUUGCCGCUUAAAGUGCUCGCAAGGAGACUGUGAGGGUCAAUACAGAUUACCACCAUAUGCAACUCUUCCUCCAGGUUGGCCUAAGUUCGGAUGGUCGGGGGAAGAGCGAGACUGGUCUGGGCCAGAGUAAACGUUAAACAGUCGUUGCUGGCGAACGACAAUUGUAUCAAUAUCCUAAACCUUUGUGCCAAUGCAACGGCCAUCAAAUAGAAGCACAAAUAAAAUUCCCUAUUAAAAGUUUCAAAUUAUUUAGAGAUAUUAGAAAUAGACUCUUACAAUACUUCCGCUGAUUCAUA
Messenger RNA from [Torrubiella] hemipterigena, 1640 nucleotides. The record is from the annotation of a GenBank genome assembly. NCBI's taxonomy places the organism in Eukaryota, Fungi, Ascomycota, Sordariomycetes, Hypocreales, Clavicipitaceae.